Rotaria sp. Silwood2 is the source of this 630-nucleotide messenger RNA. The record is from the annotation of a GenBank genome assembly. Lineage: Eukaryota; Metazoa; Rotifera; Eurotatoria; Philodinida; Philodinidae.
AUGGCAAGUGUAUUUGAAACAAUCCAUUCAAAUAAAGAACCCACAUAUAGAUUUCGUUUUGACAAUUCUGAUAAACAUGUUCAUCUUACUCAACAACAACUUGAUCGUAUUCCUUAUUUAUCUGCUCUUGUAACAAAUAAAAAUGAUUUUUUAUUAAUUCAAAACCACAAUAAUGAAUAUAUAUUAAAACCUCCAAUUAAUUAUACUUCAUUCAUGAUUAUUCUUCAUUCAGUCACAUUUGAACAACCAUAUAUACUAUUUAAUGAAUUACCUGAAGAUGAAAAUAUAUUGGAAACAUUUCAACUCUUACAUUAUCUUGAUAUGAAUUCAUUUCCUACUCCUCGUUUAAGAGAUAAAUAUUCAUUUCUAUCAAGUCAUUUUGCUAGUUAUUUCGAACCAAGUCAUGUUAAAUAUCAUCAAGUGAAAAAUAUUUCCGAAGCACGAGAUACGGCUGCAGAAUUCAUUAUAGCUCUUAACGAUAAAAAAUAUGAUUUGCAUGAUUUCAAUAAAGUGGAACGUGUCUUCUCUCUACUUAUGAUUAUUUUUUCGAAUGCGAAUAUCUUUAGUUCACGAUUUCGUCACCAUACUUUAACAGUAGUGAAUGAAUGUUGUCUAUCUUCAUUAUUCUAA